GAAAAGUGAUAACCUUUAACAGAUAAAAUUAAAGGUUACCAAAUAAGCCGAAUUGUAAUCAUAAACGGUAUACAUGCGUUUAUAUGCCAUAUUAUUUUCGCCUAUAUUUGGCACUGAAAAUGGACGCGUUUAGAAUUGUUGCUUUGUUAACUAUUGCCUUCAUAGAUUGUUCCCUCGGUGCGACAAAAAGCAAGUGUGAUGUUGUUAAUGCACUCAAAGCAGAAGGUGUUCCGGACGCGGACAUGAGAGACUGGUUAUGUCUAGUGCAACAUGAGAGUAAUUACGAAUACAAUGUUACAAAAUAUAAGAUGGCUGGAUCGGCAAUAGGGUCAGUAACCCUUGGCAUCUUUCAGUUUAAUAAUGCAUACUGGUGUGGUAAUGCAAAUGGUACGAGCUCACCAACAUGCUGGAAAUUACGAACAUUUGGAUGUGCAGAUGCUUGUAACACGUUUUUAGACCCCGAUAUAAGUAACGACGCAAACUGUGCUGUAAGAGUGAAAAAUUGUGAUGGAUUUCACACCUGGGUUGGAUGGGCACAAAACUGCGUCAAUGAUACUACUGCACCAAGCUAUGAUUACAGUGGAUGCUGAAAUAUGUGGUUAAGAAUAACGACCGAAAUCUGGCUUACUUUGUUUUGUCUUUCCUAUUAAUAAGCACUUUUUAAAGACUACUUUUUUUUAAUUUCCGGCCUUAACGGAUCUUGAUAUAAACCGGAGACGGCGUGUCUGUUUUGAUUUUAAGUAACAAAUGAAAAUUGUAUUUAUGUCGUGAUAUUUGGCUGUAACAAAAUACAUGUGGAUAAAAGUA
Messenger RNA from Ruditapes philippinarum (Manila clam), 807 nucleotides. Its product is annotated as lysozyme c-1-like. Lineage: Eukaryota; Metazoa; Mollusca; Bivalvia; Venerida; Veneridae. The coding region runs from base 84 to 590 and encodes 168 amino acids. The transcript is spliced from 4 exons. The record is from RefSeq and is a predicted model, not a curated record.